CAAAGAUUUCAAGAAUUAUCACUGCUUGUGCUAGAUGUCGUUCACGGAAAGUGAGGUGUGAUAAAGCAGUUCCUCGUUGUCUGAACUGUGUAAAGGCAGGAAUACAAGAGUGUAUUUGUAUUGACGCAAUGACCGGCGAGAGUAUCAGCAGAUCAUAUAUUGCAGAUCUUGAAGAUCGAUUGAGAGAAGCUAAGGAACAGCUCAAUGGGAUAAAAAGGACUCAAUUGACGGGUCAAUUCUUCAAUGACUGCUUCCCCAUGGAAAGUCAAGAGGCAGAAGUGAAUGAAGAACACAAUGAUGUUGUUCCUCCAAGAAGCUUUGCUGAAGAUUGCUUACAGACUUAUUUCAACCAGUUAAACGUCCAACUUCCAAUAAUACACCGGGACUAUUACUUGAACAAGUACUUUACCCCAAUAUAUGGAUUUGUCGGCUCUUCAUUGUGGACAAAAAUCUUAGGGUAUGAAGUCGAUGACCCCCAUGAAAAACUGGAACCAGCGCAAGUCGACGAAAAUACCCGUUACAGAGGAUUUUUCUUUCUAUAUAUGAUUAUUUCAAUCCUGACUUCCGUAAAUCAAAAUACGCUGUCGGUAUCCGACCAUUAUAAACGGAAGGCAUUCAAGCAUGUCAAUUCAGUUUGGGGGCCCAGCAAGAAUGAGAACGAUGAUGAAAUCACAAGGUUAGAAAUGUUACAAUCGCUUUUAUUAUGGUCCCAGUACUCAAUGAUGAGGCCUGGCACCCCCGAUGCUUGGUAUCUUAUUGGAAUAAGCAUUAGGUUUUGUAUUGAGCUAGGCCUUCAUAUAGAGCCCGAAAGAGUUUCGAUGACCGGUGACUUACCAUUUGUUACCGAGUUGAAAAGAAGAUUAUUUUGGAGCUGUUAUUGCCUAGAUAAACAGGCGUCAAUCUGUUAUAAUAGGCCAUUUGGAAUAUGGGAUCUGCAAAUAGACGUCAAGCUACCUUCAUUACUAGAUGAUCUGAGUCUUAUGCCUAAAUCAAUGAAAACCAUUACAAACAUCAGAGGGAAUCCAGCGUUGAAGAAAAAUAGCUUGCAUUUCAUUAAACUUCGUAUAAUCCAAAGUGAUAUUCUCAAUUUUAUAAAUGAUAAGCAGCACCAAGUCAGGGUAAGUGACCAAAAUGAAGAUGGGGACGUACUAGAAAGUGCUAGGUUAUCAGAUUCACCCCAAACUACUAAUGAAAAAUUAACAAUGUACGACGAAUGGAAACUCUCAAAGCAGCGGUUACUAGAUGACUGGUAUAACCUGGUUGUUGAUAUUGACAGUAUCCACGUUAUGAACUUGAACUAUCAUCAAACCUUACUUUACAUAUACCGAAUCAGCCCAAUAACUCCGGUUAUUAUUAACAAAUCACAUUAUAUGAUACUUUACGAAUCAAGCAAACAAAUCAUAUCAAUAUAUACAGCCCUAGGCCACUACUCGUGGGCCGCAAUCAAAGACAUACAACUAGCUGCUACUGAUUACCUUUACCUGAUCCAAAACUGCGCUGAACUACAACAUUCAAUCAGUGCAGAGGAAAUCAAAAGUCAAUGUGAUUUGGUUUUCUUAUUAUUGGCUUCCCUAAGGAAUGAUUAUCCCAAGCAAGUUCAACAAGCUGAACAAGAAGUCAAAUCCUACACUUCCAAGCUUCUCAAACUAUACGAAUUGAAUAAAUCAAAGACUUCUAAUUUAAAUAACCCAAUUUUUUCUUAUCCCACUGCUGCCGUUUCCCAAUCACCCCCUUCAUUGAUGGACAGCACCUGUUUCCCCUUCAUUAUUCAAUAAGGAGUGGUUUUACCGUACAAUGGCCACAUUCCUUCAAUCACCAUCCCCAAUGAACUGAAAAUGACAUCACAAAGAAAUUGCCAAUUGAAAUUUUG
This is a messenger RNA of Hyphopichia burtonii NRRL Y-1933, 1870 nucleotides long. RefSeq names its product fungal specific transcription factor domain-containing protein. Gene Ontology annotation, molecular function: zinc ion binding; DNA-binding transcription factor activity, RNA polymerase II-specific; sequence-specific DNA binding. The transcript has a single exon. NCBI's taxonomy places the organism in Eukaryota, Fungi, Ascomycota, Pichiomycetes, Serinales, Debaryomycetaceae. Gene Ontology annotation, biological process: positive regulation of transcription by RNA polymerase II; DNA-templated transcription. The record is from RefSeq and is a predicted model, not a curated record. Bases 129 to 1775 code for a protein of 548 amino acids.